Pteronotus mesoamericanus is the source of this 6613-nucleotide messenger RNA. It is a transcript of the gene ATP2B3, whose product is annotated as ATPase plasma membrane Ca2+ transporting 3. Bases 135 to 3911 code for a protein of 1258 amino acids. The record is from RefSeq and is a predicted model, not a curated record. Gene Ontology annotation, cellular component: intracellular membrane-bounded organelle; plasma membrane. Gene Ontology annotation, biological process: calcium ion transmembrane transport; regulation of cytosolic calcium ion concentration. Gene Ontology annotation, molecular function: PDZ domain binding; ATP binding; P-type calcium transporter activity. Lineage: Eukaryota; Metazoa; Chordata; Mammalia; Chiroptera; Mormoopidae. The transcript has 21 exons.
CACUUGGCCACUUCCUUGCUGCCACCAGCUCCGCUGCACCUCCCCCAGGCACUGGGACCUCAGGUGGUCACCUGCCCCUGAGGCUGCACCUGUGAGAAGGCCCAGCAUCCUCUCCUCCCAGUGCAACAGGCAGGAUGGGCGACAUGGCCAACAGUUCCAUCGAGUUCCACCCCAAGUCCCAGCAGCAGCGGGAGGCCCCCCAUGCAGGCGGCUUUGGGUGCACACUGGCUGAACUGCGCUCCCUCAUGGAGCUCCGAGGGGCCGAAGCACUGCAGAAGGUCCAAGAAGCCUAUGGGGAUGUCAGCGGGCUCUGCAGGAGGCUGAAGACCUCGCCCACAGAGGGCCUGGCUGACAAUGCCAGUGACUUGGAGAAACGCAGGCAGAUCUAUGGGCAGAACUUCAUCCCUCCCAAGCAGCCCAAGACCUUUCUGCAGCUGGUGUGGGAGGCCCUACAGGACGUAACCCUCAUCAUCCUGGAGGUGGCUGCCAUCGUCUCCCUGGGCCUCUCGUUCUACGCACCACCCGGCGAGGAGAGCGAAGUGUGCGGGAAUGUGUCAGCUGGGACAGAAGAUGAAGGCGAGGCCGAGGCCGGUUGGAUAGAGGGGGCAGCCAUCUUGCUGUCUGUCAUCUGUGUGGUGCUGGUCACGGCCUUCAACGACUGGAGCAAGGAGAAGCAGUUCCGAGGCCUGCAGAGCCGUAUAGAGCAGGAACAGAAGUUCACAGUCAUCCGGAACGGGCAGCUCCUCCAGGUCCCCGUGGCCGCACUGGUGGUGGGGGACAUUGCCCAGGUCAAGUAUGGAGACCUGCUGCCUGCCGAUGGCGUGCUCAUCCAGGGCAACGACCUCAAAAUCGAUGAGAGCUCCCUGACAGGAGAAUCAGACCACGUGCGCAAAUCAGCCGACAAAGACCCCAUGCUGCUCUCAGGCACUCAUGUCAUGGAAGGCUCUGGAAGAAUGGUGGUGACAGCUGUGGGUGUGAACUCCCAGACAGGCAUCAUCUUUACUUUGCUUGGAGCUGGCGGAGAGGAGGAGGAGAAGAAGGAUAAGAAAGGCAAGCAGCAAGAUGGAGUGAUGGAGAGUAGCCAGACCAAAGCUAAGAAGCAGGAUGGGGCAGUUGCCAUGGAAAUGCAGCCACUGAAGAGCGCAGAGGGCGGGGAGAUGGAGGAGCGGGAGAAGAAGAAAGCCAACGUGCCCAAGAAGGAGAAGUCGGUCCUGCAGGGCAAGCUCACCAAACUGGCUGUGCAGAUUGGGAAAGCAGGGCUGGUGAUGUCUGCCAUCACUGUCAUUAUCCUGGUCCUCUACUUUGUGAUCGAGACCUUCGUCGUGGAUGGUCGGUUGUGGCUGGCAGAGUGCACACCGGUCUAUGUGCAGUACUUCGUGAAGUUCUUCAUCAUCGGUGUCACUGUGCUGGUUGUGGCUGUCCCAGAGGGCCUGCCUCUUGCUGUCACCAUCUCCUUAGCUUACUCUGUCAAGAAAAUGAUGAAGGACAACAACCUGGUCCGACACCUGGAUGCCUGUGAGACGAUGGGCAAUGCCACAGCCAUCUGCUCGGACAAGACGGGCACACUCACCACCAACCGUAUGACCGUGGUCCAGUCCUACCUCGGGGACACCCACUACAAAGAGAUUCCGGCCCCCAGCGCCCUGACCCCCAAGAUACUCGACCUCCUGGUCCACGCCAUCUCCAUCAACAGUGCCUACACCACCAAAAUACUACCUCCAGAGAAGGAAGGUGCCCUCCCGCGCCAAGUGGGCAACAAGACGGAAUGUGCUCUGCUGGGCUUCGUCCUGGACCUGAAGCGGGACUUCCAGCCUGUGCGGGAGCAGAUUCCGGAAGAUAAGCUUUACAAAGUAUACACCUUCAACUCGGUCCGCAAGUCCAUGAGCACGGUCAUCCGCAUGCCCGAUGGUGGGUUCCGCCUCUUCAGCAAGGGCGCCUCAGAGAUCCUGCUGAAAAAGUGCACCAACAUCUUAAACAGCAACGGUGAACUGCGCGGCUUCCGCCCUCGGGACCGGGAUGACAUGGUGAAGAAGAUCAUCGAGCCGAUGGCUUGUGAUGGCCUCCGCACCAUCUGCAUCGCCUACCGGGACUUCUCUGCCACCCAGGAGCCUGACUGGGACAAUGAGAACGAAGUUGUGGGCGACCUCACCUGCAUAGCCGUCGUGGGCAUCGAGGACCCUGUGCGGCCUGAGGUCCCUGAAGCUAUCCGAAAAUGCCAACGUGCUGGCAUUACAGUCCGAAUGGUGACCGGGGACAACAUCAACACGGCCCGGGCCAUUGCAGCCAAGUGUGGCAUCAUCCAGCCCGGGGAGGACUUCCUGUGCCUGGAGGGGAAGGAGUUCAACCGGAGGAUCCGCAACGAGAAAGGAGAGAUAGAACAGGAGCGUCUGGACAAGGUGUGGCCCAAGCUGAGGGUCCUUGCCCGAUCAUCUCCCACAGACAAGCACACUCUGGUCAAAGGGAUCAUUGACAGCACCACCGGCGAGCAGCGGCAGGUGGUGGCCGUGACUGGGGAUGGCACGAAUGAUGGGCCAGCCCUCAAGAAGGCAGACGUGGGCUUCGCCAUGGGCAUCGCAGGGACUGAUGUGGCCAAGGAGGCCUCAGACAUCAUCCUGACUGAUGACAACUUCACCAGCAUCGUCAAGGCGGUCAUGUGGGGCCGCAACGUCUAUGACAGCAUCUCCAAGUUCCUGCAAUUCCAGCUGACAGUCAACGUGGUGGCUGUGAUCGUGGCCUUCACAGGCGCCUGCAUCACUCAGGACUCUCCUCUCAAAGCCGUGCAGAUGUUGUGGGUGAACUUGAUUAUGGACACGUUUGCCUCUCUGGCCCUGGCGACAGAGCCGCCCACUGAGUCGCUGCUGCUGCGGAAGCCGUAUGGCCGAGACAAGCCCCUGAUCUCCCGAACCAUGAUGAAGAACAUCCUGGGCCAUGCAGUCUAUCAGCUCACCAUUAUCUUCACGCUGCUGUUCGUGGGGGAGCUUUUCUUUGACAUCGACAGUGGGAGGAAUGCACCCUUGCACUCACCACCCUCGGAGCACUACACUAUCAUCUUCAACACCUUCGUCAUGAUGCAGCUCUUCAAUGAAAUCAAUGCCCGCAAGAUCCACGGCGAGCGCAAUGUCUUCCAUGGCAUCUUUGGCAACCCCAUCUUCUGCACCAUCGUCCUGGGCACCUUUGCAAUCCAGAUUGUCAUCGUCCAGUUUGGUGGGAAGCCCUUCAGCUGCUCCCCCCUGUCCACGGAGCAGUGGCUCUGGUGCCUGUUUGUUGGCGUCGGGGAGCUGGUUUGGGGACAGGUCAUUGCCACCAUUCCCACCAGCCAGCUCAAGUGCCUGAAGGAAGCAGGGCACGGGCCCGGGAAGGACGAGAUGACCGACGAGGAGCUGGCCGAGGGGGAGGAAGAGAUUGACCACGCUGAGCGAGAGCUCCGCAGAGGCCAGAUCCUCUGGUUCCGGGGCCUCAACCGGAUCCAGACACAGAUGGAGGUAGUGAGUACCUUCAAGAGAAGCGGUUCAUUUCAGGGUGCUGUGCGCCGGCGGUCUUCGGUCCUCAGCCAGCUCCAUGACGUAACCAAUCUUUCUACCCCUACUCACAUCCGAGUGGUGAAAGCAUUCCGUAGCUCGCUCUAUGAAGGCCUGGAGAAACCGGAAUCCAAGACUUCCAUCCAUAACUUCAUGGCAACGCCCGAAUUUCUGAUCAAUGACUACACCCACAACAUCCCGCUCAUAGAUGAUACGGACGUGGACGAGAACGAGGAGCGCCUGCGGGCCCCCCCACCCCCAUCCCCCAACCAGAACAACAACGCCAUAGACAGCGGCAUCUACCUGACCACGCAUGGCACUAAGUCAGCUACCUCGUCAGUGUUUUCUUCCAGACCCGGGAGUCCGCUCCACAGCGUGGAGACGUCCCUCUAAGCAUAACUGCUCUCAGCACGCGCACCCCUGCACACACAGGCACCCAGGUGGGACGCACAGGCCUGCAAGGAGGGCACAGCCAAGGCGGCUGAAGACGUUGCUCACACGGCACUCGCAAGAAGCCAAUCCACUCAAGGCUUCUUACCUAGGACCAAGGAAAUGGAGGAGGAGGAGGAGGAGGAGGAGGAGGAGGAAGGAAAAACUAGAGAACAAGAAGAGCUGUGUUCCCCCUUUUUUUCUAUCAAAGCUUUUUUUUAAUGAACACUACAAAUGCCACCAGAUGUUUGUCAUUUGGGCUGUGCAGUGGGGUAGGCAGUUGGUUUUGGCUCAUUGGGAACUUCGUUGCACCCACUGGAGAGCAAUUGGAUCAACAGGUCCUAUACAAAAGGAAAACAGGCCAAGCGCUGCUUCACAGGGUUGGGAAGGAUGCCCCUAACCAGACAGCCCACCAGAGGGAGCCGCCUGCAAACAUACCUGAACCGCCAAGCACCCCAUCCCCAGGACACAUGUGCAGUCUGUGUGUGUGUGCGUGUGCGUAUAGACAUAUACGUACAUAUAUGACCAGAUGCAUAUUUAAAGAAUAAGGACCUAUUUAUUGGCAUGAUAUUUCCAUUCCUCUUAUCAGGUGUUUUUAUUUUGAAAUUUCAUUAUUUAUUGUGGCAGGGUUUUGUUGUUGUUGUUUUUUUUUCAGGGAACUAGACUGCAAGAAUAUCUUUUUGAUUGCUUGCCCCAUCCAGGACUCCCCUGCUUCUCCCCUCUGUUCUCCCUCCUCCUGGCACCAUUCCUGGCAAUGUCGCCACUGAGAGUCCCAGUAGAAGGUCGGGGGAGCGAAGGACGAGGUUAAAGUGGAAACAGUUACAAUUGGAACAUUUGCACUUUGAGACCCCUGCGUAUAGGGGGAGGGGGGAACCAUUUCGAUGGAAUUUUUAUUUGAAAGGAAAAUACCAAAGUAUCAAUGUAAACGAUCCCUUCCAGGAGGUAGAAGGGGAGUUUUGCUUUCAGUUUCCUUUUGUUUCAACUCCAAGUGCUGAAUCCUGGCUGGUGGGCUUUCUUUGUUUUCAAUUCAACCUCAAGAGCAUGAAGCUCUGCCCCCUGCCACCUCUGACCCCAUGGGGCGACCCAGAAUGGGGCGGGGAGUGACAAGAGUCAGAAAGAGCGUGGAGGAUGAGGUACCAUCAGUACCCGAGGGAGGCUGACCCGGCUGCGAUGUAGACCCCAGCCCUCUCGGCACCUCCAACUGGACUCCCACCCUUUGCUUUGGCAAAUGCCAACAAGUUGUUGCUGAGGUGCCCCUAAAGCGACUGGAAAAGGUUCUCAGUCACAACCUGCCAAAGCACUCCUCUGACCCCAGUCUUCUCAUUCAAAGACAACUAUGACCCAUGACAACAUGGAUCUGUGUCUGCAGCCACCUACAGUGACAUCGAGGAAACAGAUGCUGAAGCAAAGCCCCUGGGAGCCAUGGCACCUCGCAGCUGUUGCUCUAAUCACACCUGUGGCUCUUUGUCAUGAGUCUGAAAGGCUGCGGAGGUCAGCUCCACCACAUCAGCUGAGUGCCUGGUCUGCAGGUGAGGAGAGCCGGCCCUGGGCUCUCCAGAUAGUUCCCUCGGGAGCCUGUCUUUGCAUUGUGGGCACCCAGUGUGCCAAGCCUCAGUUUCCCACAAAUGCACCUUAGCCAGGAAGGGAAAUGCAAAAAAAAAAAAAAAAAGCAGUUCUUUUACCAUCUGAAUUCAUCUGUCUCACAUUUUUCGGGGAGGCAGUGGGGUCUGACCAUGGCUCCUCCCAUGUGCCUGUUGCUUGGGCCUGGGGCUGAGCCACUGGGGGUCAGCUGAGAACUGAGGGACAUGGGGUCAGAAUGGAAAGUGCGGGAGCAGAUGGGCACACUCAGCAGCUGAGCAGCUGGACUGGUGGCAAGGCUGGUCCGCCCAUCACACCCCCCAUCCGGCACCCACUGGCAGGGUCUUGUCUUACCUCCACAUGCGUCUGUGAGCAUCCACGCUGGCGGCCAAAACAUGCCGGGACUCCACCAUUAACAUGAAUGCCAUGUUACCCCUGAGCAGGAGUAGUCAAAUCUCGGGCAAAGGAAUUUCAGUUAGAAAAGAAAAUCCCACUUAAAAUGCCAGCUACAGAUAACUUAAAGCCAUCCCUUUUUUCCAAAGGGCACACUGAGAAUGUUACCCAUUUGUAAAUUGUUCCCUAUGUCCUUGUUUAAACAACCACAACAAAAAGGGCAACUCAAUUUGUUGAGGGUCUGUGUGUUCUUAAACAAGAAAUAAAAUUGGAAAUGUUUAAAUUGAGGAAGAUAAGCUUCAUAAUGCUACACUCAUGGGCUUCUUUUCACUCUGUUGUAGACACGUUGAUAGAACACAUGGUCCAUAUAUAUUUAAAAAAAAAACCCUCGCUGCUGCUGUACAAAGUUGCCUACUGUACAUGUCAAUUGUUUAGUCCCUAGGUUGCCUUUCCGUGGAGUGUGUGGUUCAGAAAAGGGGGGCCGUGACCUCAGAUCGUUGCUCCGGUUUCUGUAGUCUUCAGGCCGAGGGACCUGUCUCUUCAGGGAGCCCCUCUCUAUAAAACAUUAUAUUAUAUGGAAUGGCUUGGUCAACUGUGUUCAGUUAUUAAAUGUUUUACAUUUUUAUCUGCCUGUUAUAAAGAUGAACAAAAAAUAUCUUAAUGAGGAAGACCACAGAUGCAUAAUAAUUUCAAGU